Bufo gargarizans (Asiatic toad) is the source of this 873-nucleotide messenger RNA. It is a transcript of the gene LAMTOR3, whose product is annotated as late endosomal/lysosomal adaptor, MAPK and MTOR activator 3. The coding region runs from base 112 to 486 and encodes 124 amino acids. Lineage: Eukaryota; Metazoa; Chordata; Amphibia; Anura; Bufonidae. Gene Ontology annotation, biological process: positive regulation of TOR signaling; cellular response to amino acid stimulus. The transcript is spliced from 7 exons. The record is from RefSeq and is a predicted model, not a curated record. Gene Ontology annotation, cellular component: Ragulator complex.
CGCCGAGGACUCCCGGAAGACGAGUAUUCUAGAGCGGGUCAGGUGACUGUGGCGUCCCGUCAGCUGACAGGAGACUGGAGGAAGCUGGAGGUUCCUGGUGACUGAGAAACCAUGGCUGAGGACUUGAGACGGUACCUUUACAAAAAGCUUCCAAGUGUUGAAGGCCUUCAUGCGAUUGUAGUGUCAGACCGGGAUGGUGUGCCUGUUAUUAAAGUUGCUAAUGAGAAUUCGCCUGAAUGUGCUCUGAGACCAUCUUUCCUAUCCACAUUUGCGCUGGCCACUGACCAGGGAAGCAAGCUGGGACUCUCCAAAAACAAGAGCAUCAUAUGUUACUACAACACGUAUCAGGUUGUCCAGUUCAACAGACUGCCAUUGGUUGUGAGCUUCAUAGCUAGCAGCAAUGCCAAUACAGGUCUAAUCCUUAGCUUAGAAAAAGAGCUUGGUCCCUUGUUUGAGGAGCUUCGGCAAGUAGUGGAGAAUUCUUGAUCUGUACAGUCCCUAAAACGAAUCCUGGACUUUUGGUGUGGCAAAAGAUUGCCAUUUCCACAGCAGUCAAAUGCCUAGCACGUGUAGUUCCUCCAUUGCACUGAAUAAUGUUCCUUUCUGCUAUGGAGAUGGAAGACAUCUUCUGUUUGUCAACCUUAACUUUUGAUAUUUGCUAAAAAAAAAAAAACAGAGCUACCAGCAGUCAAGAAGAUGUAUCUAGUUGUAGUUCCACUGGGUGAUUAGCUGACUGCCUCCUUGCCUAGCAGGAUACCUUCAAAUAUACUGUGUAGUGACAUGGUGCAAGACAUAAAGUGUAUCCUUUGUUGUGCUCUCUAUUGCUUUGCUAACCAAAACCACAUUAAACUUUAACCAGAGCCAAUGAUGAAA